GAAGAGGACGAGGAAGAGGACGUCAUUGACCCGCGCCGAAGGAGAAAACGUGUGAAGAAAGAAGAAGAAGGGACAGACGAACCCACGUGAACGUGUGAGAGCAUGGCACCAAUUCAGGAGCCGGAGAGUCAGCUGGCUCAGAGGUUAGCCUCCAACGAGAAGGCCAUCCGGACCAAGGCUGUGAAGAAACUGCGGAAAUACAUCAGUGCCCGCUCCCAGAGAGCCGCAGGCGGAUUCACAGGAGAUGAACUCCUCAAGCUGUGGAAAGGUCUUUUCUACUGCCUGUGGAUGCAGGACAAACCACUGCUGCAGGAGGAGCUGUCAAACCAGAUCUCCGCCCUGAUCCAUAGCUUCCAUGACAUCGACAAACAGCUGAUGUACCUAGAGAGCUUCCUGCAAACCUUUAAACGGGAGUGGACCGGGAUUGACCGGCUGCGGAUGGACAAGUUCUACCAGCUGGUUCGCUUUAUGUUCAGACAAAUGUUUGAAGUCCUGAGGAGGAGAGGUUGGGAGAGCAGCGCUAUUGGGAAUUUUUUGGAGCUGCUGAAGUCUCAUCUCCUGCAAAAUGAGAAUGAGGCACCCUCUGGGCUCCUGUUACACAUUCUGGACCUGUACAUAAUUGAACUGGCAGCUGUUGGUGCAGCAGAGCUCACUGCUGAUCAGAACCUGACUUUUAUAGAACCGUUCUGCAGGAAAGCAGCCAAAACCAAGAACCGAACACUCUUUAGCGCCAUCUGUAAAAGCUUUUUCAGCACCAUCAUUGAUCAGGCUCCUUUUGCUGUAGAGGAUUUAAUGAAAGAGGUGAAAACAGCUGAGGUCUCAGACUCGGAUUCAAGGCGGGAGUCUAAGGAAGAUGAGGACAAACAGGAGGAAGAUAACAGAAAGAGCAGAGCAGUCAGUAAGGACGGAGCUGAGAAGCAGAUCAACGGGAGUCAUUUGAAGACAGAAGAAGAGAGUGAUGAUGAGCUGCUUCAUUUGGAUGACUCUGACACUGAACUGCCAGAUGAAGAUGUUGGACCAGUUCUACAGUUUGACUAUGUUGCUCUGGCAGACAAGCUGUUUAAGCUGGCAAGUCGGAGCAGCACACCCGGCCAUAACAGACAGAAACUCUACAAAGUCAUCAAAGUGCUGCGAGAUCUCAGUGAAGGCACAUUUCCACAGGAUGAAUAUCCAGAGGAGGUUUCCACAGAUGAGGAUGAUGAUAUGUUUGGCAGUAGGAAGAGGAUGAAGAGAGCAGCUCGCAGGAAUGAGGAAGGGAAACCAGCAGAGAAGAUGCGCAAAGCUGACACUGGGGGAAAAGGGGAGGCACUCGGUACAAAACCUGUUGAUGUGCUUGUUAAAAAUGAAAAGAUGAAGAAAAAGAAGAAGAAGAAAACUGAGAGCCAUGAGAGUGACGCAGACCCAAAAUCUGUGGAUUGUUUAGAAGAUUCGGUAAAACAAAGACCACUUCAAUGCUCCACUUUAGAGCCUCCAUUAGAAACACAGCUCCAGCAUUCAGUUGGAAGAAAGCUUCAAGCAGAAUCCUGCACCACUGGUAGUAAAACGCAGUUAAGAAAGGAAAAAGGACACUUUACCUCUGAACCUGUGGUAACAGAAAGAGAGGAGCAGCAGCAAACAUCUGCUAAGUCAAAUACAUCCUCUGAAACGCCAGCUCCAGUCCCUGGGAAGAAGACAAAGGGCCUGAAAGCUGAAGCUGAAACAGGCCUCUUACCUGUGAGCAGUGAGGCAUCAGGAGACAGAUGUCCUGCAGCAUUGGCUGAGGCUAGUGCUCCAACUUCUGCCAAGAACAAAAAGAAGCAUGGGAAGGUUGAGGCCAAGCUUGGAUGUGACCUGCCAAUGAAUGAUGUGAGCAUAACAACAGAGGUCAAACCAGCAGGCUCUGAUGAUGCAUCAGGAGAUGAUCUAAACCCUAAACUCAAAAAGAUUCCUGACACUGCAGUUUCAGCCAAAAAGAUGCACAAGAAGAUUCAGAAGAUCCAAGAGGAACAAAAGGUUGUGACUGACACAGCUGUGGUCAGUUCAGGAUCCACUGAUGGUGAAAUCAAAUCUGAGGUGCAUCAUAAAAAGAUUACAAAGAAGAAGGGCAAGGGGGAAGUGAACACUGACCAGAACAAAACCAAUCAGACAAUCUCUGACUUCCUACCUGCAGGGGAAUGCACUCCAACACCUGUGAAAAGGAAAAACAACCAGAAAGGAGAAAAGAUGACUGAUGUGUCAGAAAGUCCUCAGCUGAAUGCUGGAAAAACACAACAAAUGCAGAAAAACACAAAGACUCUGAAUUUGGCAGCUGACCAGAUGAAUGAGGUUGGGGAAAGCAGUGCAGAUCCAGAGCAACCAUUAGUCGAAGCUGAGGUGAUCAGGUCUUCUGAGAAAGCAGCUAAGAAGAGGAGGAGGAAGAUCCCUGUGGAAUUUGAGUUUGAGGCAGAUGACUUGGAAGGAACCACUGGAGUCAGAAGCAUCACUGAAGCAAAGUGCAUGACCAAGAAAACCAAACUGAACAAUGAUGUCAGUGAGCCGUCUAUUCCACAAGGCCUGAAAACGUCAAACAAGAAGAGCAUCUCCAGACUGUCAGGUUCAGAUUUUAUCACCUUUCAGAGAAAAGCUGCUGUUCCAACACCUCUCUACUGUAAGACUAUGGGCAGCCCAAGUACUUCCAGUACGAAGAGGCAGCUAACCCCCAGAUCAGAAUCAAAGAAGGUCACCUUUGGGCUGAAGAAUAAUAAAACUGCUGAGUUCAAGAAGACUGAUCGCAGUGUGCUCCUGAGUCCAGAUGGUUUGGCCCGAGUGCCAUUUGACCCACAGCAAAAACCAAAGUUUGGGGUCCUGAAGUCUCCGCCCAACACAGUAUUCAGUGGCUACAAGAAAAUACCUAAGAGCACCAAGAAGACCCUUAACAGAUCGAAGAAGACCAGAGCCAAAUCUCUGCCAAACACACCCAAAAGACGACCUUUGGCUGCAGACUUUUUUUAACUUCCUAAAAGACUGUAGAGAAACAUGUUCUUUGUGAACACAUUGAUACAAUCAAUUUAGAGUUUUGGUAAAACAUCUCUAUUUUUGUUUAUCUAAACAAACUGUUGCAUUUAACCUGAUUUGAGUGACUCUGUGUUUAAAUAAAGUUACUCAUUCAUUCCA
Messenger RNA from Girardinichthys multiradiatus, 3132 nucleotides. Its product is annotated as ribosomal RNA processing protein 1 homolog B-like. Bases 103 to 2970 code for a protein of 955 amino acids. NCBI's taxonomy places the organism in Eukaryota, Metazoa, Chordata, Actinopteri, Cyprinodontiformes, Goodeidae. Gene Ontology annotation, cellular component: preribosome, large subunit precursor; nucleus; preribosome, small subunit precursor. The record is from RefSeq and is a predicted model, not a curated record. Gene Ontology annotation, biological process: rRNA processing. The transcript has 16 exons.